Messenger RNA from Neurospora hispaniola, 682 nucleotides. Its product is annotated as mitochondrial import inner membrane translocase subunit tim-9. The transcript is spliced from 3 exons. The record is from RefSeq and is a predicted model, not a curated record. Lineage: Eukaryota; Fungi; Ascomycota; Sordariomycetes; Sordariales; Sordariaceae. The coding region runs from base 156 to 422 and encodes 88 amino acids.
GCGGGCCCCAGGUACGACAUCGACAUCUAUCCAUCCAUCCAUCCGUUAUCGAUUCCACCUCUGCCAACCGUACCAGGACCUUACAUCCAUACUACAACUCGAAAAUCCCCGAGAGUUCGGAAUCAUCACCGAACCACAACACCAAGUCGACAACAAUGGAUGGACUUACAGCCGCCGAGAGCCGCGAGCUCGACCAGCGCCUUCAGAAGCGCCAGGUCAAGGAGUUUAUGAGUGUCUUCGGUAACCUCGUAGACAACUGCUUCACCGCCUGCGUCGACGACUUCACCUCCAAGGCCCUUUCCGGCCGCGAGUCCGGCUGCAUCAGCCGCUGCGUGCUCAAGUCCAUGUCCACACAGACGCGCCUGGGCGAGCGCUUUGGCGAGCUCAACGCUGCCAUGACUGCUGAGAUGCAGAGGCGGUAAAAAUUAUACACUGUACUACAAGGAAAGGAGAAGGGGAAGGAAGGAAGGAAGAGGGGUUGAGGGAAAAAAAAAAAUGUGUAUAAAUAGGUUCGGGAAAUAAAUUGGGUUGACGACGAUGAGUCGAGGUGCGCAUGCAUGCAUGCGUACCAUACCUACCGUAAAGGAUAUUGUGAGUGAAGGUGCUGGUUGGGUGCAGAAUGAGGUGGUGAGGAAUACCGGUUUUCUGUUGUGGAUGGAUAUGGAAAGAAGAAGAAGAAGAA